This is a messenger RNA of Stylonychia lemnae, 1842 nucleotides long. NCBI's taxonomy places the organism in Eukaryota, Ciliophora, Spirotrichea, Sporadotrichida, Oxytrichidae. The record is from the annotation of a GenBank genome assembly.
AUGAACGUAAAAUAUCAAACAGGCAUGCUAUAAGAUGAUCAGAACAAAUCGAUAGCAAAAUAUACUAUUGGAAAAUAGCUGUAAUUAUCAAGGACAUAAACAUAGGCAUCUUCUAUAAGCAUUUAAUCACAGAAAUAAGAGCUUUAAUUAGACAACAAAGAAAAGCAAGGCUCGAAAUUAGAUAACUUCUUAUAGAAAUCAUCUCUUUUGAAAAUAAACAAUCCAUAAUUAAGCUCAGCUACAUUGCUCAGCCUCCAAACUAAGUCAAUAAUGAAUUUGACUUAGAAUCCAUCUAAGCUAAAACAAAUUUCUAAGAGUAGUAUCAGCAAUUAGCAACAAUCUAUCUCUACUCACAGUUAUAUGAAUCCAUUUCUAACUGCAUAUUAAUCAGCUAAGCUGAGUCAUGAUAAUAGAAAUGGGAAUAACAAUGACUAUAAUAGUGUAAAAUUUGCUUCUGCAAGAUAACUUGAUAAUCAUUCAAAUGCUAUACUAAUUGACUCUGAUGAUAAUUAGAGAAGUUUUAUGGAUGAAUUUUAUGAGUAGCCUCUUCAAAUGUCUCGUCAGGAUAACCGCUAAGCUAGUGCUCAAAGUUUGAAGCAUUUAUAGAAUUAAAUAGAUGAGGAAUAAUCAGGUAUAGAUGAGAGCAUAAACACCUAGACUCUUAAAGUGAUGUUUGAAUAAGACUCAUAGGACUCGUCAUAGAUUUUAUCAUGCAAUAACUCUACCUUCUUAUAGUAAAAGGGUGUAUAUGAAAAUGGAUCAUUUUAAGCACUAGAUUAAAAAGAUCGUAUAGACUAGGUAAAAAUCGAAAUUAUAAAGAACAAAAAAAUAAAGAAAAAUCCUUAAGUAGAGAGUAAUUAGUAUAAACAUAGAAUUAUAUCAAUCAUUCUGAAGAAGAGAUCAGUAAGAAUGAAAAUCUGCCCUUACAAAAAAGCAUCAAUAAACUCUUACUAUAACCGUAGUAAACUUAAUAAUAAAACCAAGUUCCUCAACUUAUAAACCUGCUAGAAUAUCUUCGAUAGAAGUGUGGUUAAGAUAAAUUAGUUAAAAAAUGAAAGAGAGAAAUAAUCCUUCAGAUAGGAGGAGGCUAAAAUGAGGGCUUCCUAAUCUGAGAGAUACUUAUCACCUACAGUUACUUAGAGGACAUUAGGAUUCGAUAGAUAUUCUGAAUAAUAUCAGUCAAACUCUAACUUAAUUACGAGACAUUAAUCUUAGCCCAGGCUGCUAUCCCCUUCAUCAUCUGCUCUUAGAAUUAAUCAAGAUCCCUCUAAAAUUCUUAAUGAUGUAAAUUUUCAAACUUAUCCACAUUAAUUUUAGAUAAACAACUUACUGAAUAGAAAUGGAUAGAACAUCGCAACUCUUCCUUAGAAAGUAGCUGAUUUAAUUACAGAUUGUGAAAGACUAAAAUUAAAGUGCAUGCAAGAAUAAUCUCAAUGGAAUCUGGAGAGACAAUCAAAGGAGUACAGCAACUUCAAGCAAACGCUCAUGGCUAUAUUAAAGCUUGAUAAAACUUAAAAACUGGACCACAAUCCCAUACUUAGGAAUGUUGAAGCCUUGAAGAUUGAUAAUGAAAGACUGUACUUGCUGCUCUCUCAGAUAAACUACUACCUUGGCUUGUAAAAUGAUGUGAGUGACGAGAAGCUACUAAUGACUAUAAAGAAGAUUUGCUAAAGCAACAGCAUUAGUAGCAAUAAUGAUAAAAAUAAACUAAACACUGAUAGGUCUUCCUCAUCCUCUACAAAGAGUAAUAGUGCCUAUAACACUAAAAAUUUGAAUAAAUCUAAUCUUAGCUAACUAUCUAUGAACAGGAAUCACUAGUCAUAGCUUUUCAUGAGACCAUGA